AUGGUUCAAGUCCGCGUUGCCGACGUUGUCGCCAUUCUUGCCGCCUUGUCUCCAUUUGGAGCGCCAUCUGUUCCAGUUCUGGAAAAGACUACCGAAAAAGGUCUCGACUAUGCCAUUUAUCUUCCACCCAACUUUAACCCCACUCAAUCCUACAAUCUGCUGGUGCAUCUCCAUGGGGCAGCCUCGCCCUACUUUUUCAUGCUACGGGAACUCAGGCUCACGGGAGAGCUCUUGGAACAACAUUCCGUUGACAACCUCAUUGUUCUGGCACCUCAUGAUGCCACCAAAUGGUCACUCUGGGUCGAUGGAGACACCAUUGACAUGGCCACCCAGGUCUUUGAUGAGCUGAUCCCACAAAUCAAACGUGAAUAUAACAUUCAGAAACAGUUCCUCCAAGGAUUCAGCAUGGGAGGGUUUGGUGCCGCUGUGCAUGGACAUCGCUUUGAUUCAACAGUGGUUUGGGAUGGAGCCUUGCAUGAUUGGGAAUCUCUUGAGAACAUAAAUCUACCCUAUAUCCAACACCAGUUUGUCAGGACCAACUUUACAGUCCAUCCCUACACGGGGACACCUCCAGCCAAGUCACUCCUCAUUGGUGGCUCUUUUCCCAGUACAAAAGCUCGGAGUGAACAAUGGAACCAAUACAUGCAGUCACAACCAGCAGUGGAACAUGAGUUUAUACCAACCACAUUGCCGCAUACAUACCGAUCGUUUGCGCUGGAACACUUUGACAAGGCCGUGGCAUUGUGGAAUUGA
Molecule: messenger RNA, 753 nt
Organism: Seminavis robusta
Lineage: Eukaryota; Bacillariophyta; Bacillariophyceae; Naviculales; Naviculaceae
Source: the annotation of a GenBank genome assembly